AUGAUCGAAAGAGUGGUCGCAGCAUCUCCAUCCCCCGUCGAGACUGAGGUGUACUUGGUAAAGCACUUUCUGCCUGCUGGGCCGUGGGCCUGCUCGUCGCCGUCAAAUUUCCGAAGCCCGCUCUCAAUUUUGGGUCCACGGUCAGUGCUCCGAAGGACGUUCCCCUGGUGGUGGCGCAACCACGUGUGGGCCCGGCUGGUGGAGGUCGUGGACUCGUUCUGGGCAUCCCAAGUGGAAGGCGCGGGGAGAGAGCGUCUGGAACGUGCAGGCAUCAUCUUGGUCUGGCGGACCGCUUCGAUCGAGAUCCGACCCUCAACCGAAAGAGCAAAGGUGGUUGUCCCUCACGCCGUCAACUCACGUGUCUCGGGACUCGUGCCACGAUGCAGCAGCACAUCUCGUGACACGCGUGACUUGAUGAUGACCAUCGGCCAUGACAAGGAGUAA
Penicillium oxalicum is the source of this 444-nucleotide messenger RNA. RefSeq lists its product as uncharacterized. NCBI's taxonomy places the organism in Eukaryota, Fungi, Ascomycota, Eurotiomycetes, Eurotiales, Aspergillaceae. The coding region runs from base 1 to 444 and encodes 147 amino acids. The record is from RefSeq and is a predicted model, not a curated record. The transcript is spliced from 2 exons.